This is a messenger RNA of Pieris rapae (cabbage white), 2039 nucleotides long. It is a transcript of the gene Gcat, whose product is annotated as 2-amino-3-ketobutyrate coenzyme A ligase, mitochondrial. Gene Ontology annotation, molecular function: pyridoxal phosphate binding; glycine C-acetyltransferase activity. Gene Ontology annotation, biological process: L-threonine catabolic process; biosynthetic process. Lineage: Eukaryota; Metazoa; Arthropoda; Insecta; Lepidoptera; Pieridae. The transcript is spliced from 9 exons. The record is from RefSeq and is a predicted model, not a curated record. The coding region runs from base 71 to 1351 and encodes 426 amino acids.
UCUAUUAUAAUGUUAUAUACUGUAACGCCACACCCGCGAGCGGCAAGUGUUUCUGUCGGCAUUUGGCGCGAUGGCUUUACGCUCACAACUCCUGCGCAUCGUAAACAAUGGACACCAAAUACGCCACUUUCACGAGUUGAAUUCAAAAGAGCGCGCAGGAGUGGAAAAGCUUCGUGAUGUGUUAGGAGAUAGACUGAAAGAGAUCAAACGAGCAAAGACGUGGAAGCAUGAACGGAUCAUUACCUCUCCUCAAGACAGAACGGUGACAGUUAAAGGUGCUGAAGGAGAAUUUCUGAACUUCUGCGCAAACAAUUACUUAGGUUUAUCGAAUCACCCUGAAGUGGUAACAGCUGCUCAAGAAAGUUUGAGCAAGUAUGGAGCUGGCCUUAGUUCGGUGCGUUUUAUUUGUGGAACGCAAAGUUUACAUAAGGAACUAGAAGAUCGGUUGACUAAAUUCCACCAACGGGAAGACACGAUCUUGUAUGGGUCAUGUUUUGAUGCAAAUGCUGGGCUGUUUGAGGCCAUGUUAACGCCCGAAGAUGCUGUAUUUUCGGAUGCCUUGAACCAUGCCUCUAUUAUCGACGGCAUUCGACUUUGUAAGGCCCAAAAGUUCCGGUACCCACAUCGGGAUCUGAGUGAAUUGGAACAUUUGCUCGCGCACUCCGAAGCCCGUAUAAAGCUGAUAGUGACUGAUGGUGUGUUUUCUAUGGACGGUAACGUGGCACCGGUAAAGGGUCUGAGGGAUUUGGCAGACCGGUACCGAGCCCUUUUAGCAAUUGAUGAUAGUCAUGCUACGGGAUUCUUUGGAGCUACUGGCAGGGGAACAGAAGAGUUCUGUGGUCUUAUGGGUGCAGCUGACAUAAUCUGUUCAACCUUGGGCAAGGCGGUGAGUGGAGCUGCGGGGGGCUACACUACCGGUCCCAAGGAACUAAUCACAUUACUUAGAAAUGUCUCGAGACCAUAUCUGUUCUCCAAUGCACCGCCACCACCUGUCGUAGGAGCUUCUUUGAAGGCUCUUGACGUAGUAGAACGCAGCAACGAACUCCGUGAACGGCUGCAUCAGAACACCAAGGCCUUCCGUGAGGGUAUGCAGGCUGUGGGUCUGACUGUAGCUGGUGACGGCCAUCCCAUCUGCCCCGUUAUGGUUGGAGAGGCUCCGUUGGCUGUAGAGCUUGCUUCUGGGAUGCUAGUUAAAGGUGUCUACGUGGUAGCAUUCAGUUACCCAGUAGUGCCGAAAGGGCAGGCGAGAGUACGGGUGCAAAUAAGCGCUGCUCACACUGAAGAAGACAUAAAAAGGGCAGUAGACGCAUUCGCGGAGGUCGGAACUAAGAUCGGGCUUAUCAAGAAAUAAUUACGUUCAAGACUGGAUCCACUGCUUUUUAAGGGUCAAUUUAUGUUCAUUAAACGGAAAGCGAAAAUAUAACAAAUUGUUGAAAGUAUUUCUAUGUUUGAAACUGUGUAAAACACAAACAAAAGAUAUUAUGUUAGAACAGAAUUUCAAGAUUGCGCGAGAAUUUAUAAUAUCCUGGUAAAUGUGUGACUUUGACGGUUUUUUUUGUAUUUUUCAUUCCGUUAUUUGUUAAUUUAAAUUUAACCUCAUCAAUAAAAAAAUUCUAUUAUUCUAGAAACUGAAUUAAAAUGCAUUGAAAUACUUUUAUCAAAUCAAAAAUCAUAAUAUAUAACCGCCAUAUAUUGUACGUAAAUAAAAAAAAUCUAGUACUCGACAAGAUUGAUUUUCAAAUCAAUUUCAUCUUUACGUCAGGUUCUUAAUGUGUUAGUCCUGUAUGUCAAAGCUCAUUUUUGACGUGUUAGAGUCGAAGGUCUGCCGUAUGUUAAAAACUAUCAUUGGAAUUGACAUACGUUAGUUGUAGCGCUAAGUCGAGAUGGAAUUUUAUUUCGACCCUUAUAAAGUGCUGCCAUUUUGGCAACGCAAUCCAGACGAGGAAAUAUUUUUGAAACUUGCAUUGUUUUAAAACGCAUAAUUACAGUGAUACCUAACUGCUAUAAUUAAAAUGCUAUGUAAAUAAACGUUAUUUUUA